Molecule: messenger RNA, 4113 nt
Organism: Lactuca sativa (garden lettuce)
Lineage: Eukaryota; Viridiplantae; Streptophyta; Magnoliopsida; Asterales; Asteraceae
Product: L-arabinokinase
Molecular function (GO): ATP binding
Source: RefSeq, a predicted model, not a curated record
GGAUAAUUUCAUAAAAAUGUCAAAAGCUCAAUACAGUUAUAUAUUUAACAAUCGAUGUUUACCAAAAGUUCUAGAAGAUUUACAAACAUAAUGAGUUUCGGAUAUUUAUAUUUUGUUGAUUAUAUUCAUCACUUAUGUUACAAAUUAUGAAUUUUGGUAGUGUUACGAACUUCCAGAAUUCUCUAUCUCUUUCUAAACUUAAAAAGAAUGUAUGACUUUUGCUACAUAUAUGAUGAUAUAUUACAAAAGAUCAUAAAAUUGUGAUUAUGGGUUUUAAUUCUUUUCAUCCUGUCUAUAAACUAGAAUGAUUGUAUGUACCAAAAUCUUUAUUACUAGUAAAAAGCAAAUAUAUAUUUGGAUUGAAACGUUAUCCAAAAAAAUGCUAUAUUUUGUUAAUCCUUAGGGGCUAAUGAGCUAUUAAGUAAUAAGAAAGGACCAAAUGUGAUAAUGUCUGAUAGUUACAGGGCAUACAGACAAAUAUUAUUUCUGCCACUCAACAGAAUAACCGAAAGAAAUCAUAAGGUGGCGACUGUACAAUGUGCAUCUCAUGUCAAAUAUGUAUUAUACUAUUAUCUCCUCCGAUACUAUCUUCGAUCUCCCCAUUUCAGUUGGUUAAUUUCUUGUGGAAAAUCGAUCCGAUUAGCUGCAUUAAUUCCACUCUGUUUCUGUUAAAAAUCUGCUCCAUUUAAUCAGCAUCAGCAAUUCCGACGGCGAUAGAAUAUGGCUAAGGAAUCGGAGACCGGAAACCGUCUGGUGUUCGCUUAUUAUGUUACUGGCCAUGGAUUCGGGCAUGCAACUCGUUGCGUUGAGGUUGUUCAUCAUCUGAUUCUCUCUGGUCAUGAUGUUCAUGUGGUUACUGGUGCUCCUGAUUUUGUCUUCACUUCUCAAAUACAAUCUCCACGACUUUUCCUUCGAAAGCUAGUGAUAGACUGUGGAGUAGUUCAAGCUGAUGCUUUAACAGUAGACAGACUUGCUUCCUUGGAGAAAUAUUCUGAGACAGCAGUUGUUCCUCGUGAUUCUAUCUUGGCAACAGAAGUGAAGUGGCUAAAAUCCAUCAAGGCAGACUUAGUGGUAUCAGAUGUUGUUCCAGUUGCUUGUCGUGCAGCAGCUGAUGCUGGUAUUCGUGCAGUUUGUGUAACAAAUUUCAGUUGGGACUUCAUUUAUGCAGAAUAUGUUGUGGUUGCUGGAUAUCAUCAUAGAUCAAUAGUUUGGCAGAUAGCUGAGGACUAUUCACAUUGUCAAUUCCUGAUACGUCUUCCAGGAUUUUGUCCAAUGCCUGCUUUUAGAGAUGUGGUUGAUGUACCUUUGGUUGUGAGGAAGCCACGAAAAUCACGCAAGGAGGUAAGAGACGAAUUAGGUAUCAAAGACAAUGAGAUGGCCAUGGUACUCAACUUUGGUGGACAAUCAUUAGAUUGGAACUUAAAGGAGGAGUACUUGCCUCCUGGUUGGAUUUGCCUGGUUUGUGGAGCACAUGACAAUCAGCAGGAGCUUCCUCACAAUUUCAAGAAGCUGGCAAAGGACGUUUAUACCCCUGAUGUCAUGGCAGCAUCUGACUGCAUGCUUGGUAAAAUUGGAUAUGGAACUUGUAGUGAAGCUUUGGCAUACAAAUUACCUUUUGUGUUUGUACGUAGAGAUUAUUUCAAUGAAGAACCAUUUUUGAGAAAUAUGCUUGAGUAUCAUGAAAGUGGUGUUGAGAUGAUAAGAAGGGACUUACUUGUAGGUCAUUGGAGGCCAUAUCUUGAAAUAGCAACUACUUUGAAACCUAGCUAUGAGGGUGGUGUCAAUGGUGGUGAGGUUGCAGCCAAGAUUUUGCAGGAUGCAGCUCAUGGAAAGAAUUACAAAUCAGAUCAGGAUAGUGGGGCAAGGAGAUUGUGUGAUGCCAUAGUGCUUGGAUUUCAAUUACAAAGAGCUUCAGGAAGAGAUAUCAGUAUCCCAGAAUGGUAUACUAAUGCUCAAAAUGAACUUGGUUUUCGUACAGGAUCACCACAAUCAUCUGAUGCUGCUAAUAAUAAUUCUAGCUUUUUUCAGAAUUCAGUUUGUGAUGAGUUUGAGAUUCUUCAUGGAGAUGUAAAGGGUCUUCCAGACACCAUUAACUUUUUGAAAAGUUUGGCUGAAUUACGUGUCUCUCAUAAUUCUGAAAAGCCAUGCAUAAGAGAACGCAAGGCUGCAGCUGCUCUCUUUAACUGGGAGGAAGAGAUAUAUGUGGCAAGGGCACCAGGAAGAUUAGAUGUGGUUGGAGGAAUUGCAGACUACUCUGGAAGCCUAGUUUUGCAGAUGCCAAUUAGAGAAGCUUGCCAUGUUGCUGUGCAAAAGAUUCAACCAGCCAAACAGAGGCUCUGGAAGCAUGCACAGGCUCGACAGCAAGCCAAAGGACAAAAACAAACACCUGUUCUCCAAAUUGUGUCAUAUGGAUCAGAGUUGAGUAAUCGUGGUCCAACAUUUGACAUGGACAUAUCAGACUUUAUGGAUGGAGGGAAACCGAUUUCAUAUGAAAAGGCAAAACAUUACUUUUCCCAAGAUACAUCUCAAAGAUGGGCUGCAUAUGUUGCUGGUGCCAUUAUUGUUUUAAUGAAAGAAUUGAAUGUCAGGUUUGAAAGCAGCAUCAGCAUGCUGGUUUCCUCUGCUGUUCCAGAAGGAAAAGGCGUUUCUUCUUCUGCAUCUGUGGAGGUAGCUACUAUGUCAGCUAUUGCUUAUGCACAUGGAUUAAAUAUCAGUCCAAGAGAGCUUGCUUUACUCUGCCAAAAGGUGGAAAAUUAUGUGGUUGGAACACCAUGUGGAGUGAUGGACCAAAUGACUUGUGCAUGUGGUGAAGAAAACAAGCUUCUUGCAAUGAUUUGUCAGCCUGCUGAGGUAUUAGGGCUAGUGGAUAUUCCUAGUCACAUACAGUUUUGGGGAAUUGACUCUGGUAUACGCCACAGUAUUGGGGGUGCUGAUUAUGGAUCUGUAAGGAUAGGAGCCUUUAUGGGUCGAAAAAUUAUCACAUCUAUUGCAUCUUCUAUGAUUUCUCAAGCAUCUUCAAAUAGUAAUGGGCAUAAUAAUAAUCAUGAGCAUGACAUUCGCCUACUUAAAACCGAAGCUUCUUUAAAUCAUUUAUGCAAUCUCACCCCACAUAGAUAUGAACAUACAUAUGUUAAGAAUCUACCCGAGUCUAUAUCUGGUGAAGCCUUUUUGAAAGAAUAUAAGGAUCACAAUGAUUCAGCAACAGUUAUCAAUACCAAAUGUAUUUACCCCAUCAAACCAGCUACCACACAUCCCAUUUAUGAAAAUUUCCGUGUCAAGGCCUUCAAAGCACUACUAACAUCAUCACCUUCAGAAGACCAACUCACUGCUCUUGGAGAACUCCUGUAUCAGUGUCACUAUAGCUACAGUGGUUGUGGAUUAGGGUCAUAUGGAACAGAUAGACUAAUCCAAUUGGUUCAAGAAAUGCAACACAAUAAUAAUAAUAAUAAAUCAACACAAACAGAUGGAAGCUUAUUAUAUGGGGCAAAGAUCACUGGAGGUGGAUCUGGUGGGACCAUUUGUGUUCUUGGAAAGAAUUCUCCUCAAACUAGACAGCGUAUCACUCAGAUUCAAAAGAGAUACCAAAAUGCAACAGGCUACAAGCCAUUUGUCUUUGAGGGUUCAUCACCGGGUGCAGGGAAAUUUGGUUAUUUGAAAAUUCGAAGCAAAAACAAGUAAUAUUUUUUUAUUAAUGUAAAUCCAUAAUCGUAUAUUUGUAUUCUUACUAGGAAAAGAAGAUUUUGUUGCAUACCUUUUUUUUUGUGGUUGAAAAAUACAAUUCUUGGGGGUGUUGUGUGGUUGAAAAAUACAAUUCUCAGGGUCUUGUAAAAUUUUGGUUUUAUUUACAAUUUUUGUAGGAAAGAAUAUAUUUGACAAAUUGAAUGCAAAUGUAAUCUAAUCAAUGUCACAAAAAUGUUUAGUUCAUUUUUUAAAACCAAAGGGUUUGUAGCCUAGAGGUAUCAUGUGUUUGUGGAAAGGGUGCCCAUCAGCCAAAGGUUGAGGGUUCAAGUCUUGCUAGGGACGAAAUGAAUAGUUUAGGAGUAAUGUAGGGAGUGUGUUGUGUUUGCCGUUCUAAAAAAAGUUCGGUUUUUAACGGGGAAUUCUUUAUCCCCC